This is a messenger RNA of Liolophura sinensis, 1366 nucleotides long. RefSeq lists its product as uncharacterized. The record is from RefSeq and is a predicted model, not a curated record. NCBI's taxonomy places the organism in Eukaryota, Metazoa, Mollusca, Polyplacophora, Chitonida, Chitonidae. The transcript is spliced from 2 exons. The coding region runs from base 676 to 1182 and encodes 168 amino acids.
UUUGCCACACAGAAACAUCACGCCGUACGUGACGGAAAUCACAGGCAGAAUGCGUCUUGCUGAACACUGUCCAUGUCAUCGCUAUGCAAGGUUUAUCUGUUGAAUAGAAGGGAAAGCAGUAGCGGGAAUGUGCCCUGUUGAACUUUGCCGAUGUCAUUUUUGUGUAGAAUAACGGUAACACGGAUAACAGUAGCAGGAAGCUCCCCACAAAACUUUACUGAAAUGUUUGCCACGUAGAGUCAUUAUUCCGUAAAUAAGAAAAUGCAGUAGCUUAACGCGAUCUACUAAACACUGCUGGUAUGGUCACAACAUGUAUAUAAACAAUAGCUGUCUUACAAAACUUAAGUUGUUUCCUGUUAAGUUGUUUUCACUGGUGAUAUCAUCGUCUCAUUGUGCGUUUUUAAAUCCUAAUAAUUUUAUAACAGCUUUAAAACAUAUUUUCAGGAAAGAAUUGAACACGUAAUAAGUCGCGUGGCCAAUUUUUUGUGCAGUUAAAAUACUCUGUUUUUUGUAAGCAAACUUGUCUUGCAAUCAGUGGAAGAAUUCAUGUCGCAGAUUGAUUUUAAAUCCAGUUUCCCUAAUCUGUCGCCUAUUAUAGACAAAGUAUUAUAUUGUUAAACAGGUGGCGCUGUUUACACCCGCUGGGGAAGAAAAGUAUGUCCUGGCCAUGCAACUAUGUUGUACGGAGGUGUAAUGGCAGGAUCGCACUAUACCCACAAGGGCUCUGGGGCCAACCAAAUGUGUCUACCACUAAAUCCACAGUGGAACAAAACCUACUCUGGUUUCCAAUCAAACUCCUAUCUGUAUGGUACCGAGUUUGAGGUAUACCAAGGCAAUAAAGUGUUUGACCAGACCAAUUCCGGCGGAGAUUUCUUCCGCGAACGGGAGGCCCAGUGUGCUGUCUGCUAUACGCCGGGCAGACCAAGUCACGUGAUGAUCCCAGCCCGUCUGGAGUGUCCAUCAGGAUGGACACUGGAGUAUCUGGGAUUUCUCAUGGCACAACACUACACGCAUUAUAAGUCUGAGUACGUGUGUGUGGAUCAGGAUCCAGACACCCAUCCCGGCACGGCCGCUAACUUAAACGGGAAUCUGCUGUACGUUGUGGAAGCUAAAUGUGGCGCGCUGCCCUGUCCAAACUAUGUUGACGGCUAUGAGGUUACAUGUGUUGUGUGCACAAAAUAAAUCAGUACAAACACGAGCUCUAUAUUAAACCGGACCCAUAUCGGCAAAACUGUUGCUCUAUAAGAUUGCAAAAUCGUUGUACAUAUUUCUGUCAAAGGCCUGUCCAAAGAACAAGUACAUAAUCAUUGUUUAAUCAACAUUACAUUUGUAGGUUUCAAAUAAAAUAAACAAUGCAGCCUUACAG